CCCGGCAACCAUCGCUCCUCGGUAUGGCUUCCCAUCGGUUGCGGGUCCUCGAGGCGAAAUCCAUCAGUGCCCAAAAUAGCCCAAUCCUUCCGCGCCAAAAAUCGACCGAAGCUCGUCAUCUCACCUUUAGCACCGCGACUUAUCAAACGACUUCGCCGAAUCCCGUGGCGACGAAAUCGAAGAAAGACAUCGAAGACACCUCAUUCGUGAUCGAUCUCAGCCGAGAAAUCGCUGGCGACAACGCCAGCGCCACUAGCAAUCUUAGCAACUGUAACUCUAUUGUGAUACCAAAAGAUAAGCAACCGACUCUGGGCGACGGCAAACGAAGUCAUAAGAAGUCACCGUUAGCAGUAGCCGAUAGCAGUAGUAGUACUAGCGCUAGUAGGAAGAACAAAUUGACCCCGACGACGACGACUACCGCAAAGCUACUCUACAGCGCAGACCCUUCGCCUCCGCCAACGCCAGGGCUAAUCGAGAGCUUUAACCAACUCACUUCUCCAAAUCUGCCGCCUGUGAUAUCGAUGCGUCAGUCCGCGUCGCCGGUUAGUGAUAUAAUCAAGCUGCAUCGACUGUCCGCUGCAGGCGGCGGUAGUCGAUCGUCGGCUGCACAAGCUCAAACGCAACAAUUGCAACAGCCACACUCGCAAGAAUUCAACAAUCCAUCGACGAUGAUGACGACGACAAUCAUAACCAGCGGCGAGCUGGGCGGCCGGAAGCAACGGCACGGGUUUCUAAGGCAAUCGAGCUGCGACGUGGAGCUGCAUUACCAGCAUCAGCAGUACCAUCCGCAUCAGCAGCAGAGACAACCGGACGAAGCGAGACAUCAUUCGUCCAGGCACAGUCGACGGGAGACGUUCGGAACGCAUCGAGCAAUGUCGUCAGCAGCUGCCAUGCAGGACACGGACAGAGGAAUGAUUGGUUUCGAUGAGUACGGAGAUGAUCCACUGAUGGCGGCCGGAGAGUUGAACGAAAGUGACGAGGAGAAGCUGAACAAGCGGAUGUACAAAUACUUAAAGCGCUGCUCGGAUCCGGUAAUUGUGUUUCCUUCCACUAGCACUGGCGGAACCACUGGCGGAGGUAGCGGCCUACAGCACUGUAUCCUCAGUCGCCCACCAAACAAACCGAUACAUCAUCACCAUCAUCGACACUGUAAGAAGAAAAGACACAAGAAACGGAAAAUCUUAGUUCAUGAUUUAGAUGAUCAAAGUGUAAAGGUUAUAGAUCCGGAUGAUCUUCCCCAGCGCGCUCGUUGGACAAUUAUAGCAACCGCCUUUCUACUGCUGAUUAUGUGCCUACUCCUAGUCGGAAUCACCCUGCGGAUGGCGCCCAUUAUAGACGAUAUGGUUCGCCAGGAAAACGAACGCCUCAUGCGGGAGUCCCUCGAUAGAGCUAAGAUGAUCAAAAACUACACCGAGUACAACCGGAUGAUUGGCGGUGACGAAAUUCCAUAACGAUUUUUGCCCACUCUGCUCAUCUGCUGGACCGUGUCUGUCCGUGCCGGGGCUGGAUCCUGAUCCCAUAAUUGGCAGCAAACUGCCGUCGCCGUCGUCGUCAUCGAGGCAGGUGCUAGCAACAGAACACAACAACAACAACAACAACGAUGACCGUGAUGGAUCAACGCACAUAUCUCAUCGUUCUUUUUUCCGGCAGAAGUUGGGUCCGGUCCCAGUCCCCAGCAUCCCGGUCGGAAAACAGGUAUAGACCAGCAUCCACCUCCGGAUGAUGGAAGGCUACGUCAAUUCGAUCACUCAUUAGCAUUAUUCGAAGCGUGUGCUUGGGGGGAGGGAACGCGUGUGCAACAUCGGAAUUCAAUUGAGCGCAUUUAUCGGUACCGCGCCCGGUGGUCACAGUUGUUGUAUUUUUAUUCGGUAAUUAUUUUUAAUUAGUUUGGAAAUUGCCAUUCCUAUGGUAAUUCAA
This is a messenger RNA of Armigeres subalbatus, 1917 nucleotides long. RefSeq lists its product as uncharacterized. NCBI's taxonomy places the organism in Eukaryota, Metazoa, Arthropoda, Insecta, Diptera, Culicidae. The record is from RefSeq and is a predicted model, not a curated record. Bases 24 to 1451 code for a protein of 475 amino acids. The transcript is spliced from 5 exons.